CCAACCGUAUAGAGAGAGGGAGGGAGAGAGAGAGAGAGAGAGAGAGAGAGAGAGAGAGACGGAGGGUAGAGAUCCAUUGCAGCAGUAGAGGAACGGAAGUUGCAGAAGACGAAGUCCGAGGAGGGGGAAGAAGAGGAAAGAGAACAGAGGAUGUCGUCUCUCUUGAAGUCGUUUGUCGAUCCGAAGAAGAACUGGCUCGCUGCUCUGCACAUGAAGACCCUUUCCCGGCGCCUCCGCAAGUACGGUCUCAGAUACGAUGAUUUGUAUGAUCCAUACUAUGAUCUGGAUGUGAAAGAGGCACUCAAUAGACUUCCCAGAGAGAUAGUGGAUGCUCGUCACCAGCGCAUCAAGCGCGCCAUGGAUCUCUCUAUGAAGCACGAGUACCUCCCUGAGAAUCUUCAGGCUAUGCAAACUCCGUUUAGGGGCUACCUUAAAGAUAUGCUGGCUCUUGUAAAGAAGGAGCGAGCUGAACGGGAGGCUUUGGGAGCUUUGCCACUUUACCAGCGCACAAUUCCUUAAGCAGACGUACCAUCUUUUUGAGCUGUUGCUGCUGGUCAUAAAUUGAACUCUUGGAGAUGGAUCAGUCUCAAUAUUUUGUAAUGACUUUGGAAUCUUAUGCCCGAUUCAAUAAUCUGGGUACCCAAAAAUAUUCCGGGAAGACUUUGGUAUUAACAAUAUGCUCAUCCGGGUUAGUUUGUUUCACAUAAAUGAAGUUGGGAAGACCGGGAUUCCUCUCCUUUGAUUGAUGAUCUAAUGAAAUUACGGACUGGUGAACA
Messenger RNA from Punica granatum (pomegranate), 776 nucleotides. NCBI's taxonomy places the organism in Eukaryota, Viridiplantae, Streptophyta, Magnoliopsida, Myrtales, Lythraceae. The record is from RefSeq and is a predicted model, not a curated record.